Molecule: messenger RNA, 822 nt
Organism: Telopea speciosissima
Lineage: Eukaryota; Viridiplantae; Streptophyta; Magnoliopsida; Proteales; Proteaceae
Exons: 2
Coding region: 1-822 (273 amino acids)
Source: RefSeq, a predicted model, not a curated record
AUGCUUGCUGCCAAGGAGUAUAAGUUGGCUAUUCUUUUGGAGACAAAAGUUAAGGAGAAUAAUGUUAAUACUACUUUUCAAAACCUUAAAAGGGGAUGGAAAUUCACUCAUAACUGUAGUCCAGAACACCAUACCAGAAUUUGGAUUGGUUGGGAUGAGGAGAGUUUAAAGGUUGAGAUCAUUAAAUCUAAACCUCAAUUUAUUCAUUUGAAAGUUGGAAUUCUUGGUUCUUCUUUGGCCUGCCACUGCACCGCUGUUUAUGCUUUUAAUACUCUUGAGGGGAGGCUUGAGCUAUGGAAGGACAUAGAGGAAAUUGCUGCUGGUAUGAUCGACCCCUGGGCUGUAAUGGGGGAUUUUAAUAUUGUUCGGCAUCAGAAUGAGAAGCUUGGAGGGGAGGCCAUUCUUCAUGGGGCUGUAGAGGACUUUAACGCUUGUAUUUUCAAUUCGGGCCUAGCUGAUUUGAAGUGGAAAGGAGAAAUGUUUACUUGGAGUCCAAAGCCUUUCAAAUUUUUCGAUGCCUGGACUACUCAUGGAGAUUACUUUGAAGUGGUUAAGAAAGGCUGGGCUUUCCCUAUAAAGCCACAGUCCAAUCCUCUUCUUUGUUUCGCUGCAAAGUUAAGGAAUGUUAAGCUUGAGCUGAAGAGGUGGAAUAAGGAGGAUUUUGGGGAUGUUUUUCAUUCUGUCAAGGUGGCUGAGGAGGAACUUUCCAGAAUUCAGGCUGAUAUAUCUUUGAAUCCGAUGGAUGACUCUCUAAUUAUCCUAGAGAGAGAGAGGCCAAGGGCAAGCUCUGGAGUGCUUUGCAAAUGGAGGAGAGGGUCCUAA